Dermacentor silvarum is the source of this 2801-nucleotide messenger RNA. Its product is annotated as F-box/LRR-repeat protein 16. Gene Ontology annotation, cellular component: SCF ubiquitin ligase complex. NCBI's taxonomy places the organism in Eukaryota, Metazoa, Arthropoda, Arachnida, Ixodida, Ixodidae. Gene Ontology annotation, biological process: SCF-dependent proteasomal ubiquitin-dependent protein catabolic process. Gene Ontology annotation, molecular function: protein binding. Bases 52 to 1620 code for a protein of 522 amino acids. The transcript has 3 exons. The record is from RefSeq and is a predicted model, not a curated record.
GUCCGGCGCCAUGGCGUAGCGCGAACCACCACCGCCGUCGGCUGGGCCGCGAUGGCCGAGGUGAGCUUCACCAAGCGAGCGGCGGCCGAGCUGAGCCGCUGCUUCAACGGGCUCGCCGUGCGGGCAAAGGGUGGACUGCAGCACGAAUCUCCCGUGGCCGCGACAGCGACCGGCGGCGGCACCAGCACCAACAGCGGUGGCGUCGCAGCGACCAGCAGACGCGGUCGCGGAGGAGGAGGAACGGGAAAUGCGGGAUCCGGACGCGUCGGUUCCGCAACAGCCACCGCUCCGGCCGCUUCGGCGGCCGUCGUCAUCACCGCGGCCGCGCGCGAUCCGGCCGCCGCGGUAGCGUCGCCCAACGCCGCCGCAGCCGCCGUAGUCGCGGCCGCCGCGGCGUCGCGUCCCCGAACGGCCGCCGAGAUGAUGCGCGACCCGGAGUUCCUGUCGCGGCUGUUCUCGCACUUUCGGGGCCGCGAGCGGCUGCCCCUCGCAUCGGUGUGUCGCGCGUGGAGGGACGCCCUGUACGACCCUCGCCACUGGCGAGACAUGGCCGCCGUGCUGCGGUGCCGAGAGCUGCGCAAGGAGACAGCCGACGCCCGCCGACGACUGCUCGAGUCGCUCGAGCGACGCGGCAUGGACGCCGUCUGGCUCGUCGGCGCCUCGGACGAGGACCUCGCCGACGUCGUGUCCCUGGGCGCCGCGCUGCUGAGCCGCGCGAGGCUCGUGGCGCUUCGAUGCUCGAGCGUCUCGGACCGCGGGCUCGAGUCCCUCCUGGCGGCCGCGCCUCGCGUCUCGGCGCUCGAGCUGUUCGGCUGCAACGAGCUGACCGACGCCGGACUGUGGGCCGCGCUGCGACCGACCGUCACGUCGCUGACGCUCGCCGACUGCAUCAACGUCGCCGACGAGACGCUGGCCGCCGUGGCGCAGCUGCUUCCCGCGCUGCGAGAGCUCAACCUGCAGGCGUACCACGUCACCGACGCCUCGCUGGCCCACCUCGGUGGAGUUGGAGGGGUCGGCUCCCACCACCACCAGCAGCAGCAGCAGCAACACCAGCAGCAGUCGCAGCUGGUGGUGCUGCGACUGCGCUCCUGCUGGGAGCUCACCAACCAGGGUCUGGUGCAGCUGGUGCAGGCGGUGCCCCAGCUGCGCGAGCUGUCCCUCUCGGGAUGCACCAAGAUCAGCGACGACGGCGUCGAGCUGCUCGCCGAGAACUUGCGACAGCUGCGCGUGCUCGACCUGUCGUGGUGCCCGCGGGUCACCGACGCCAGCCUCGAGUUCAUCGCGUGCGACAUGACGCAGCUGCAGCAGCUCACCCUAGACCGGUGUAUGCACAUCACGGACAUCGGCCUGGGCUACCUGUCCACGAUCCCCAACCUGUCGGUCCUCUACCUGCGCUGGUGCUCGCAGAUACGAGACUUCGGUCUGCAGCACCUGUGCACCAUGAAGAGCCUGCGGAUACUGUCGGUGGCCGGCUGCCCGCAGGUUACGGCUCGUGGCCUGUCCGGGCUUGCGCAGCUGCGACAGCUCCAGGAGCUCGAGCUCACCAACUGCCCCGGCGCCACCGCCGAGCUCCUGGCCUUCCUGCGCGAGCAGCUGCCUCACUGCCUCGUCGUCGAAUGAGUCGCCUGUUGCUGCUCUUCUGCUCGACGCGUGGCCACAGACAGCGGCGAUGACGACCAGCAAUAAGAAGUUGAUACCCACGGUUGUGACGACACACUCUUCCCCCACUCAAUGACCACCGCCCACUGCGAACCCGCUCCCCACAGACCUCCUCCUUCCGCCUUGUCGAGAAGAUAUAGAUUCAUCUUCGAACCGUAGCUUCAAAGCUUGCCGCCGUCGCCUGCUUUUUCAGCACCUGCAGUCUCGCUUCAGAAAGGAAGAAGCCAAUUCACAAGGCUGGAGUGGUGUCGCCAGCGAUCCUCAAACACCCCUUGGCUUGGAAGAGGGGCGUCGACUUCACUCAGGCUGACAGCUCAAUUAAAACUGCUCCCUACUCCACCAGCGACUAGUUAACUAGCUGCUGAUUAUGCACCACCUGCCGAGGGAUAUCGCCAUUCUGAGGACGCUUCGCGAUUUAGAAACACACACCACCCUGCGACAGCCUCUUCAGCGACCGAUCCGCCCUUCAACAGUCAGGAAGUGGAUCAACACUGCAGCGGGGACCGCACGUUGAGUAAACUAGUUGAGCGAGGAAAGUGGACGUCCCAAGACGUAGUAUAGAGGUAUUUAUAGCGACGUCGUAAAGACGUUGAUGCUCACAACGGGCCUUCCACACAACGCAACAUUGGCGUGUGCCGGCUCGCACAAGAGACUGCCUGCCUAUAUGUGGUGCCAUCUUUCUCUCGAAAGAGGCGACUGAAGAAACAACGGCGCUCCCGAGCAACAACGGUUGCCACAGCAGCUCCAUUGCGAAAGAACACAAUGCAAGUGCCGACGAGAUGUUGUAAUAGUUCAUUGUAUUUUACGUGCGUGUCCAGCUGUCGUCGAUGAUGAUUAUGACGAUGAAGAAGAAGCGUGCGGCGUACACCACGCCGCAGAGCCACGGCAGCCACCGUGCAGCUUGUAUGAUGUGCGUGUCCGUGUCUGUGUUGUGUGCGUCCGUGCGCCAGGCGCACGCACCCUUAUGUACAGAUUAUGACAAUGAUAAUGCCUUGUUUUCUUUUUUUCUUUCUUGUCUUUGCUCCUCGCACAGAAGAAGAUGAAGAAGUAGCCCCACCCUGCCCGGCAAAGCAAGUCUUCCCCGUGUGAUUAAAGAAAAUAAGAAAAAAAAAAAACAGUAAAAUAAAAUGCUCUGCUGCCGG